This is a messenger RNA of Torulaspora globosa, 1644 nucleotides long. It is a transcript of the gene GLE1, whose product is annotated as nucleoporin GLE1. Gene Ontology annotation, cellular component: nuclear pore; cytoplasm; nuclear pore cytoplasmic filaments. The record is from RefSeq and is a predicted model, not a curated record. Bases 1 to 1644 code for a protein of 547 amino acids. Gene Ontology annotation, biological process: poly(A)+ mRNA export from nucleus; regulation of translational initiation; regulation of translational termination. Gene Ontology annotation, molecular function: inositol hexakisphosphate binding; phospholipid binding; translation initiation factor binding. Lineage: Eukaryota; Fungi; Ascomycota; Saccharomycetes; Saccharomycetales; Saccharomycetaceae. The transcript has a single exon.
AUGAGGUUCUCUCUAGACUGUUUGGUGGAUUCCGACGACGAACGGGAGGACGAGACUUUCGCCAAGAAUGACUAUUCAUCGUGCUCAUCACCUGGGUCGAGCAUCAAUAUCAAUGAGAUUAGCUUCGUAAACCCUAACGAAGAGGAUGAAGACGUGCCGCAGCUUUACUUGCCUAAGAAAAAACUAGUUCCUUUCGCUGUUAGAGAACAGAGCUGUCUGAGUGAUGUGAAUUUUGAGAGUUUGGAUCCUGAGCUUGAGCGAUUGAUACAGAGGCUGGACCUCCAGGCGAAACUCCCGGCGAGGGAUGGUUCCAAGGUGGUUGUGGUGAUAAGCAGGCCAACAGAGGCUGGAAAGAAGGAAACAAGCAGCAUGCUGGAAGAGGCGAAAGAUGUGGCAUGUGCUGGGCCUGAGCGGAUGCUCUCAGCUAUAGAGAGCUCGUUCUCGUCUAGGCUUGAGGCCCUGGAGCUCGAAAACAAGAAGCAAGUGGAAAGAAUGAGGCUCCUGAAGCGGCAGAAGGAGGAGGAACGUCGAAGACGUGAGCAAGAGGAGAGACGCAAGCGUGAAGAGGAGGAGAGGCGCAAACGCGAGGAAGAAGCUCUUAGACGACGAGAACUAGAGGAGGAAGUAAAGCGUAAGGAAGAAGCCGAGCGGCUGAAGAGGCAACAGGAAGAAGCCGAGGCUAAGAAAGAGGAGGCCAAAAGGAAGGCCGAAGAAGAGGAAAAACUCAAGCAAGAAGCGAUUAGGAGCAAGACUGUGUCAGACUUUGGUCUGAUUGAGCAGAAAUUCAGAAGAUAUAAGGAGAAAAUCGUCUCAAUAAAGAGGAACAUAAUUGAGCCUGUCAAAAAAGCGGAUCCCGCUUUGAAAACCCUGCUUUCACGCCAUAAGAGGAAGGUUAAUCCAAAAUUCGGUCAAUUGACCAACAGCAACGCGCAACUGCAAAAUAUCCAGAGGGAACUUUGCACGCUGGUGGAUCAGACCAAGGAUAACCAAUUGGCUUUCUUGUGGAUACUCAACUUCAUCGCCAAGGCCAUGGUGCGUCAAGCCGAAACAGAAGUGCGUGUCAAGCCCGAGUCCGCGCUACCGCUGGGUAAACUUGCAGUCAACUUAAUGGUGCAAUAUCCCGAACUUAAAGAGCUUCUUAUGGCAAGAUUCGUUAAGAAAUGUCCUUUCGUUAUCGGCUAUACCUGUAGUAUAGACAGUGAGUCAGGUCGCCAAGACAUGGGUUGGAAGAGGAAGGCCGAUGAUAAGUGGGAAGAGGACACCUUUUAUGAUGAGAGAAUGGGCGGUAUGAUUACUCUUUUUGCAGUUAUAACCAGGUUACCGCUGCCUCAAGAGCAUAUCAACACGCAAAGCCAUCCGAUGCCCAUCUCAAAUUCAUGGCAUAUGAUUGCCCGCAUAGCCAAUACCCCAAGAAACCUGCUAACAAACUCACAUUUCGUCGUGUUGGGUUUCUGGUGGGACGCUGCCGCAAGUGAAUUUAUUGAAGCUUACGGCAAUCAAGGAAAUAAGCUGUUGCAACUAAUAGGUGAAAAUUUAACCGCAUCUGUCGCUGAAAGGAAGUAUGUAGGUGCUGCCAGAUUGCGCAUUCUCUUGGAAGAGUGGCACACCACCGGGAUCAAGACUUUUCCUGAACUAGUGGCAUAG